Molecule: messenger RNA, 4384 nt
Organism: Aspergillus wentii DTO 134E9
Lineage: Eukaryota; Fungi; Ascomycota; Eurotiomycetes; Eurotiales; Aspergillaceae
Exons: 10
Coding region: 209-4384 (1391 amino acids)
Molecular function (GO): N,N-dimethylaniline monooxygenase activity; NADP binding; flavin adenine dinucleotide binding
Source: RefSeq, a predicted model, not a curated record
AUGCAAUGUUCUUAUACUAUUCAUACGUCCAUCCAAAGUUCGUUAAUUUAACCUCGGCCGCAAUAGCCGGUGAAGAAAGACAAGCCAAGUGGAGCUAGCUAUACAGGUUGUCGCUCACCCGAGGCAACCGACGAUCGGUGCGGGGAAGGAAUCACUUUUGUUGACUGUCUGCCAUCGAAUUCCAUCCCAUAUUCUAUUCAUCAUCAAAAUGGCCAACGAAAAGUUUACCAGUGCACCGGUGGUGAUUAUCGGGGCGGGAUUUUCAGGAAUAUGCAUGGCCAUUGACUUGAUCAAGCGGAAUCACUGUCGUGAUUUUGUGAUUCUGGAGAAGAGCAGCGGCGUUGGAGGGACGUGGAAUGAUAAUAAAUAUCCAGGAUGCUGCUGUGAUGUCUUGAGUGCUUUGUAUAGUUACUCGUUUGAGCAGAAUCCGCACUGGUCGAGAGAAUAUCCUGGACAGGAAGAGCUUCUGGCAUAUCUCAUCAACAUCGCCGAGAAAUACGGUCUAUACAAACACAUCCGAUUCAACUCGGCUGUCGAAGAGGCUCGAUGGGAUGACGAGAACAGCAAAUGGAAAGUCAGCGUCAACGUGACCGGUGUGAAAGACAGAGAAUACAUCGAUUCAUACACCAUCGAGUGCGACUUUCUGGCUUCUGCCGUCGGACAGUUGAAUGAGCCUCGAUUCCCGGAUAUGCCUGGAUUGGACGACUUUGAGGGGAAGCUCAUGCACUCUGCAAGAUGGGAUUGGAGUUAUGAUAUGGCUGGGAAGAGAGUGGCUAUUAUUGGCAAUGGUGCCACCGCCGCUCAGAUCGUCCCCGAAGUCGCAAAGGCAGUCUCCCAUCUGGCCGUCUACCAGCGAAGUCCCAACUGGGUGAUUCCUCGUCUUGAUAGACCUGUUUCGUCGUUGCAACAGACUUUGCUCAAGUAUGUUCCACCGCUCAGAUGGCGGAAACGCGGACUGCAGAUGGACUUUCGUGAAUCUUUCCACGAUGUCAUAGCAGAUAGCAACUCGUCGUUUGCCAAUAUAGUCCGUCAGGCUAGUGCGACAAUGAUGAAGAUUCAGAUCAAGGAUAAACCAAACUUGUGGGAGAGCCUGACUCCAAACUACGCGCCUGGGUGUAAGAGACUCAUCAUAUCGGAUGAUUACUACCCAGCACUGAACCAGGAGAAUGUCGACUUGGAAACGAGACGAAUUGCCCAGAUAACCCCCAGGGGAAUCGAAACCGAGGAUGAUGAAGUGCAGGAAUACGACUGCAUCAUCCUGGCGACUGGAUUUAGAACAGUUGAAUUCAUGCAUCCCAUCAAGGUGUAUGGUCGCAACGGCCGUGCAUUAUCUGACAUUUGGCAAGACGGUGCCACGGCAUACCAAGGAGUGACGGUCGAGGAUCUGCCUAAUUUUGGCAUGUUCUACGGCCCAAAUACGAAUCUUGGUCACAACUCGAUCAUCCUCAUGAUCGAAGCACAGUCACGAUAUCUCAAUACCAUCGUCGGUGAGGUUCUAAGAGCACGCCGGAAUGGUAAAUCCCUUGCAUUCUGUCCAACACCAGACGCAAUGCACGAGUUCAAUGACCGCAUCCAGCUUGCAUUGGCUCAGAGUAGCUUUGCCGAUCCCAACUGCAACAGUUGGUACAAGCAGGCGAAUGGCAAAAUCACCAACAACUGGCCGGGGACUGUGGUGGACUAUCAGACUGAGCUGGCCAAAGUGAAGUGGACAGACUAUACUGUAGAGGGGAGUGGAAGGGAGGAUAUUCAGAGAAAGAAGACGACGAACAUCGGGCGUGUUCGAGAGGAGACGGCGGCUGGCCGUGUCGUCAAAUCGCCCAGCCAGUACUUCGACGUGCUCUGGGGCGCUUCCCGCAGAUACUGGUUCUCCCUCAUCUUCAUCUCCAUCAUCACCGCAAAGCUCCUCCACAUCUACUCCCAUCUCAACUCUCUCCCAGUCCGGCGAUUGCUUCUCUGGGGUCCUACCUUCUUUUUCCAGGAUGCCGUGGCCAUCUUCAUCGUGCGAGGUUUGACCCGCAGCUUCAAGCAAAAAUGGGCGAGCAUCGCAUCUUUGAUCAUCUCCUCGAUGGCAGCCGCCAACACUUCCUUCUACGUUGUUACGGGUGCCGAAAUUCACUGGAAACAGGCCAACACCUUCCACGCCGAUUCCGCCGCCAUCCGAACCCUGCUCACCGGUUUGACCGGAUUUAUAAUCGUCGAUGCUCUGUUCCUGGUUAUCUCGUGGUUCGCCACUCCCCACUUGUACAAUGCUGCUGGUGCUGUGUUGCAGAUCUGGAGCUCCUCCAUUGCUGCCGUCUGCUGCUGUCUCCGCAAGCGGAAGCCCCUUCCCGACCCCGAGGUCUACGAACAGGUUGCACGUGACGACUACGACGAUGACAAGAGCGAUGAUGGUGGUGCUUCGGAUAUGCUACUGGUUUCCCCUAAGCCCGCCGCCAAAGAAACCGGUCGGUCGCUGUUGAAGCGUUUCUUGAUCCUUGUUCCCACCCUGUUCAUCAUCAUCCUCCGCAUCGCCCGUCCGCCCGACCCGUCGUACUGGUUCCUUUCCAAGACUCUUAUCAUCACUCCAUUUUCGUUGAAAUCUGGCAAAGCCGGACUUUUCGCCCACAGUGAGGACGGUGGAUACGAAUGGCUCGGCAACCACACCGCUCUCGAUAAGCCACAGCCUUUCAGCUGGCUGCCGAACAAGAACCUCGCUGGCUUUUUGGACUGGCAUGCCAAGGACCGUGUCCACUACAACCCCGAAAAUGACCCGCUGCGCAUUUCCAACCUCGACCAACAAGUCCUCGAGCCUCUGCGUGAUGCCUUGAAGGGAGGCAAUGUCAACAUCAAGCACAUCAUUUUCCUCAAGCUGGAAAGUACCCGACAGGAUGUUUUCCCUGUCCGCAACGAAUCCGCCGUCCUCGACCGCAUUCGCUCCUCGUACAAGAAUGACAAGAUUCCCAAGGAGGUUGAAGAGCGCUUGGCUAACUUAACCCGUACUGCGGAGCGUUUGACUGGACGCCCAUCUGGUUUCGAAUACUUUGACCCUCCCAAGCCAUAUGGCGGAAUCAGUGCCAACAACUCCCACACCUCUGGAACUUACACCCUCAAGAGUAUUACUGGCUCUUUGUGUGGUGUUGUUCCCUUGGCUGCUGACUUCAACCGUGAAUACAAGCAGCACAUCUACCAGCCUUGCCUCCCGCACAUCAUGGACGCCCUUGAUAGUCGAUCGAACAAGCCUGAGAGGACCGAGGACUAUACUACAUGGCCGUGGCAUACUACUUUCAUGCAGUCCGUGACCGAGGGAUAUGACAACCAGAAUCUGCUCACGCCUGCCCUGGGUUUCAAAACCUCGAUCAACCAGGAAUCGAUGAACGUCGACCGUGCAAACCGAACCUUCAAGGGAGAGCAGGUCAACUACUAUGGUUACCCCGACACUGAGCUGCGUGAGUAUGUCCUAAAUGCGAUCAAGCAGGCCGAAUCGCAGAAAGAGCGCAUGUUCAUCACCCAUCUGACCGGUAUCACCCACCACCCUUGGGGUAUGCCGGGCCAGGUGUAUGAAGAAAUGAUUGGUCAGACCUGGUACGGAUUGAACAACAACCUGAACCACUACCUCAACACCAUUGGAUUUGUGGACCGCUGGAUCGCCAUGAUUCUCGAUCUCCUUCAAGAGACUGGAAUUGCGGAUGACACCCUGCUUGUCUUCACUGGUGACCACGGUGUUUCUCUUCCCAACGAUGGUGGUGUUACCCCCUAUGACAACCCCCAUGUCGGCAACUUCCACGUCCCCUUGGUUCUCUCUCACCCUAAGCUCCCUCAAGUCAACCUCGACAACUCUGUGACUUCGAUCCAGAUUCUCCCUACCAUUCUUGACUUGCUUAUCGAGUCUGGAUCUUUGGACGACCACUCCUUGAAGGCCCUCAAGGAUCUCCUUCCUUUGUACGAGGGUCAGUCUCUGAUCCGCCCUCUGAUCGCAGAGCAGGAUGGAAGAGAGGAGUGGCAGUUCACUAUUAUGAACACUGGAGGUACUUGGCUCGCCGUCCGAUCCGCCGCAAAGCCUUACCGUCUUGUCAUUCCCCUUCUUCCCGAUGUCGAAUGGCGAUUCACCGAUCUCAGCACCGACCCGUACGAGUUGCACCACGUGAUGGAAUUCGACCUCGACACUCUGUCUGAGAUGGUGGGUGCCAGCUACGGCGAAGUGGCUGUUAAGUUCAUCCAGGAUGCCGCCCACGUUAGUGAAUGGUGGCUCCGGGAGAACUGGCGUCGCUACGAAUGGGGCCCCGGACGUUCUACAAUAAUAUUGAAUGAUACCCUCCGCGAUUCCCCCAUGGGGCUGGAGCUCUAUGGAGGAAAGGCCGGUUUAUGGAGGCACGCGCCGCUUUCAGUUGCAACUGACUCUGGAUGA